AUGGCCGCGGCAAACAGAUCGUCCCGGAAAAAGAUCUCCAACUCUCCGGCUGGCCGCAGGAAGAGUCGCACAAGACCGCGCUUCUCACCCCGGUCUCUCCAGUCGCUUCGCUCCCCCCAACCUCGCAAAAACAGCCUCGCCCCCCGAGGAGGCCGAGGGACAGGGCGCAGGAGCCCAUUUGGGAGAUCCAGCAAACCCGCGGGAAACAGAUCCAAACGAAACUGGAACUCGCCCAAGUUCAGCGUGCUUCCGGCUUCAAACGACCCGCUCGAAAAAACCCGCCAGAGCUGUUUCGAACGACAACCCAUUCCGGAAGGCUAUACUUUCGUGCCAAAAGGAGAUGUCUACAUUACGCGCCAUUGCCGAGUCAAGACUAAAGAGUCUCAGCGGACGGUUUACGCUGUCUAUGACAAAUCCGGCAAAAGGCCGCUUGGCCUCCGAGUGCCUUCCGACAUCUAUGCAGCGGUUUCUCAAUCAGCAGCCGCGACAGCCGAUUCCCGUGCCAAUGCCGUCAAGCUCCGCGAUGAGCGGGAGUUAGCCAACUCCCGGCAGCUCCUUCGCACCCAGUUCCCCCUUAUGCCUGAAGACUCCCUGGAGACAAUCCUCGAUCAUGCGUUUCUUAAGGGAUCCGGCCGUGUGGGACGAACGGCAACGAAAUCGGAUGCACAGAAAGCCAAUCUCGCCGUCGAGGCGUACAUUCGACACAAUCACACUCCUUACGAAGCCUUACUCAACCACGGGCAUGGACGGACAGAGGCCAGAAAUGCAGUGUGGAACACUGUACGAUCCAUCAAAACGGCAUGGGAGGGUGGCUCUGUCGAGCCAGUGGGUUUGGUCACCCUUCGGAGUCGGAAACCACCUGGUUUGGAAAUGGAGCCACCAGACCAGGUCUGCCUGAUAUCCUAG
Aspergillus terreus NIH2624 is the source of this 906-nucleotide messenger RNA. Its product is annotated as DUF2293 domain-containing protein. Bases 1 to 906 code for a protein of 301 amino acids. NCBI's taxonomy places the organism in Eukaryota, Fungi, Ascomycota, Eurotiomycetes, Eurotiales, Aspergillaceae. The record is from RefSeq and is a predicted model, not a curated record. The transcript is spliced from 3 exons.